This is a messenger RNA of Salvia splendens (bonfire salvia), 1145 nucleotides long. RefSeq names its product stromal cell-derived factor 2-like protein. NCBI's taxonomy places the organism in Eukaryota, Viridiplantae, Streptophyta, Magnoliopsida, Lamiales, Lamiaceae. The record is from RefSeq and is a predicted model, not a curated record. Bases 270 to 914 code for a protein of 214 amino acids. The transcript has 6 exons.
AGCCCAGGGCUCAUUGCAACUUCAAUCGAGAAAUUAGCCGGAGCUCCGGCACCGCCGUUGAAGAUUUAACCGUGGCUCCCCCCGCUCCGCCGAAGCACCGGCAUAGCAACCUCACUCGCAGGAAAUCCGAGCCGGCUUCCGCCUUCUCAGCCGCGUCUUCUUCGGGUCCGACCCGAAUAGUCUAUCGGGAGUCCGUUGCCCGCUCAUCCGAUCCGGAUCUGAGUCCGCCAUUUUUGCAGAAGACUUGGUUCAUUGUCCUAUUGCUAGCGAUGGCCUUCUCCUUUUUCGCUCUCGCGAUAUUCCUUCUUUUCACGCUCGACUCCGAUUAUGGUUCAAUUCCGGCUUCCGCCGCCUCCGAGGGCGUUCAGAUAUCGUAUGGUUCAGUCAUCAAGCUGAUGCAUGAGAGGACAAAAUUCAGGCUGCACUCGCAUGAUGUUCCUUAUGGCUCUGGCAGUGGGCAGCAGUCUGUGACUGGUUUUCCUAAUGUUGAUGAUGCCAAUAGCUACUGGAUUGUCAGGCAUAUACAAGAAUCAUCUGCAAAGCAAGGAGACUCAAUAAAAACUGGAAGCCUCAUUAGGUUGCAACAUAUGAAAACUAGGAAGUGGCUGCACAGCCACUUGCAUGCCUCGCCAAUAUCAGGCAAUAUGGAGGUCAGUUGCUUUGGCAGUGAUAGCGAGUCGGACACUGGGGAUCACUGGAGUGUCGAAAUUGAGGGAAGUGGAAAGACAUGGAGGCAAGAUCAAAGGGUAAGGCUUCGGCAUGUAGAUACUGAUGGGUACCUUCAUAGCCAUGACAAGAAAUACCAACGCAUAGCUGGGGGUCAGCAAGAGGUUUGUGGCGUUGGACAAAAGAAGCCUGAUAAUGUUUGGCUAGCAGCGGAGGGUGUUUAUCUUCCCGUUACGGAAAGCAAGUGAAAGCUCCUCCCCCGUAGUUUUAUGCUAUCAGUAUGGUUAGCAGUUCUCUCUCCCCUUCUCCUUAUAGAGUAUGGAAGCAGUUGUAUCUGAACAUUGCAAAGUUUUGAAAAUAGUUUAUGUAAUUUCCUUAUAGUGAAUGUAGACUUUAUGAAUUCCACAGCUCAAAUCAUGUGUUCAAAUUGUGAAACUAUAUAUACAGUUCUGUUUGAAAGUUUUCGAUUAUAAUUUUAA